Hypanus sabinus (Atlantic stingray) is the source of this 2222-nucleotide messenger RNA. RefSeq names its product annexin A4-like. Gene Ontology annotation, molecular function: calcium ion binding; calcium-dependent phospholipid binding. The transcript has 13 exons. The record is from RefSeq and is a predicted model, not a curated record. The coding region runs from base 151 to 1113 and encodes 320 amino acids. Gene Ontology annotation, cellular component: cytoplasm. Lineage: Eukaryota; Metazoa; Chordata; Chondrichthyes; Myliobatiformes; Dasyatidae. Gene Ontology annotation, biological process: negative regulation of coagulation.
CACAGCUUGCUCGUUGGCUCCACGGAGAUGUCCCCGCCCAGACUUUUCAUAUAAAAGUAGGCAGCCAUUUUCAUUUAGAAAUAUUGACGAACAUUUUACAUCCUCGAAGGUAGAUCAUUUCCUCCACUUGAAGUGUUGUAUUCUGUUCCCAUGGCAGCUGUUGGACAACGAGGCACAGUCAAGGAAUUUGCUGGGUUCAAUUCCCAAGAAGAUGCUGCCAAGUUAAGAAAAGCAAUGAAGGGUUUGGGUACUGAUGAAGAUGCCAUCAUUGAAGUCUUAGCCAAAAGGACUAUCGCUCAGAGGCAGCAGAUCAAGCUGGACUUCAAGACAGCUUUUGGCAGGGACUUGAUUAGUGAUCUCAAGUCUGAACUAUCUGGAAAUUUGGAGAUGGUAGUUCUUGGACUGAUGAUGACUCCUGAUGUGUAUGAUGCACAUGAGCUAAAGAAGGCAAUAAAGGGUGCUGGUACAGAUGAAGGAUGUUUAAUUGAAAUUUUGGCUUCCCGGAAUAAUCGUGAAAUCCAGCAGAUUGUUGCUACUUACAAGAAGGACUUUGGCAAAAAUCUGGAGGAUGAUAUCUGUGGGGAUACAUCUCACAUGUUCCAAAGAGUGCUCGUGUCCCUAGCAACGGGAAACAGAGAUGAAGGAAAUCAUGUUGAUGAGCAGCAAGCUAAGAAGGAUGCACAGAUACUGUAUGAUGCUGGUGAGAAAAAGUGGGGAACAGAUGAAGUUGCGUUCUUGAGUAUUCUUUGUACCAGGAACCCAGCACAUUUGAGAAAAGUAUUUGAAGAGUACAAGAAGAUUGCUAACAAGGACAUUGAGGCCAGCAUCAAGGGAGAGAUGUCAGGCAGUUUGGAAGAUGCUUUACUGGCAAUUGUGAAAAGCAUGAAGAGCCGACCUGCUUACUUUGCUGAGAGGCUGUACAACUCCAUGAAGGGACUUGGUACAGAAGACAGCACUUUAAUUAGGGUGAUGGUAUCUCGGUGUGAAGUUGACAUGCUGGACAUUAGGGAAGCAUUUCAAAGGAUGUAUGGAAAGUCUUUGUAUUCCUUUAUCAAGGGUGAUUGUUCUGGAGAUUACAAGAAGAUCCUCCUUCAAUUGUGUGGUGGAGAAUAGUUUGAGCAACACCUUGUGUCAAUGGAAUGAAGACCUUGCAAACUGUAGUGGCCUCACCCUUCAUUGAAUGACUUGUUUUAAUAUGCUUAUUGGGCUUUAACUCUUUUUUGCCUUAAUUAUGAUCUUCAAAUAUGCUUUUCUAAUCAAUGAAUUUAAAUAUGGAAAGCUUUCAUGAGAUCCUAAGCAGAUGCACAAUGCACUAAUCAACUCCAAGAUCUUAUUGCAAAACUGGACAUGCACUUGAAAAUUGUUUGUAAGUUGCUAUUCUUCAAAGCCCCUGUGCUGAUCCGAACAUUGGAAGCUGGGGCAUGCAUUUUGUAGUUUUUAAUGGCCUUCCACUGUGGGACUUAACCCAGGAACGUAUAGAUCAAACAAUAUAUGCAUUCUACUACAGUGUGGAAUGAAAAGCAAUAGCUUGAAGAGAAUAUAAUUUGAAACAAUAAAUUUUAAAGUUAAAAUUCAACGAGGUUGAAUUCUGGUUCCUAGUCCAAGGAAAUAACACUUGCAUCUUCAAAUUAAUGUUAGAAAAUACUGAAGGGGCAUCAAGACAGUGCUGCCAUGUUUUAGGAGGCUUGGUUUUGUUAUGUUUUCAUAGAAACAUAGAAAAUUUACAACACAAUACAGGCGCUUCGGUCCAUAAAGUUGUGCCAAACAUGUCCCUACCUUAGAAAUUACCAGGGUUACCCAUAGCCCUCUAUUUUUUCUAAGCUCCAUGGUGGAAUCUGGAAUCGUCUUAGCUCUGGAGCGCUUAAUUGGGAGCAGGGUGUGGGAAAUUACUGACAAUGUACAAUUGAGUAAUGAUAGUGUACAAGAUGCAUGUAACACUAUUUGUCAAAUUCAAAUAGAUUAUUUGAAUACAAAUCUAUUGUACUGUGGUGGAUGAGUGUCUCUCACUGAAUAAUUUGUCAGGUGUCACUUGUAAAUAUCUAAAUUUUGCUUGGGUACCACUUUAAAACUGGAAGCAGAGAGCCAUUGCAUUAAAGUACUUAUUGUAAUUCAAGGCUGUUCUGUUUAAAUAGUAUAUUCCAUUUUAGUUGCACUGAUAUGGUGACCUAUUACAUUCCUGUUCCAAUAUGAACACCUGAAUAAAAUUCUUAUGCCAGCCUGAG